AUGUUCAGCACUCACAGAAAUGGAACACCAAAAUCUCCUAAUUUUAUUAAAAAUUCAGACGUGUUUUCGAGUGAGGACCCGGACAAGAUUUUUACGGAUCUUUUAGAAAUUGGCCACGGUAGCUUUGGUGCUGUCUACUAUGCAAAACAUGCCAUAAAAAAUGAAGUUGUUGCUAUUAAAAAGAUGUGCUUUCAGGGAAACAAGUCUGGGGAGAAAUGGCAAGAUAUUAUAAAAGAGGUACAGUUUCUACAGUCACUGAAGCACGAAAACUGUGUUGCCUACAAGGGCUGCUACAUUAAGGAUAACACUGUUUGGUUGUCCAUGGAGUAUUGCUUGGGGUCUGCUUCAAAUCUCAUUGAAGUGCAUAAGAAGAGUUUAUGUGAGGUGGAGGUAGCUUCGAUCUGUGAUGGAGCACUGAAGGGCCUGUGCUACCUGCAUGGACGGGGGUGCAUACAUAGGGAUGUCAAGGCGGGAAACAUACUUCUCACUGACAAUGGAACUAUCAAAUUGGCCGACUUUGGAUCGGCUUCAAUAGUUUCCCCAGCUAACUCUUUCGUUGGUACUCCAUACUGGAUGGCUCCGGAAGUUAUCCUUGCCAUGGAUGAUGGUCAGUAUGAUGGAAAGGUGGACGUCUGGUCUCUGGGCAUCACGUGCAUUGAACUGGAGACUCGCAUUAUAAUAUUAGAAAUUGGAUUGUUUUUUCCUGAAAUCAUUUAUGAGAGAAUACUGCUCUGUAAUGCAUUGCUACAACAUGAGAACAACUGCACUGCGUACCUUCAAAACCACAAGGACAUCGGACCUUUUAUAUGCACAUCUACUGAAGAGAAGCCACCUCUCUUCAAUAUGAAUGCCAUGAGCGCCCUCUACCACAUCGCUCAGAACGACCCUCCAGUUCUCAGGUCCACCGCCAAUCGACAGUUCAGUGAAGAAUUCCAAGCUUUCGUUGAUGUCUGUCUAGUUAAAAACCCUGAGAAACGGCCGAACGCCAGCCAGUGUCUUGAGCUGCCAUUCAUGAAGAUGCCUCGGCCACCUGAUAUUCUAUCCAUUCUUGUUGACAGAACAAAAGAAGCUGUUCUUAUUUAUUUGUUCAAAUUCUGGAUAGGGAUUAAAUUUACAAGGAGGAUCUUGAAAAUCCCGGAGAUAGCUGAGGAGACGGAGAUAGCAACAGCAACGAAGGAAGCUGCGUGUAAGACAAACUCCACUGAGGAGAUAUCUGCUGGUGAAGAAUCUAUUGAAGACGGUCACAGCAACAAGUCAGACAGCCUAACGAGUCGAGAGAGUCAGGAGAGCAUACUGACAGGUGGUUCGAAUCCGCACCUGGCUAGCAACAGCAACAAGACCACACCAGCCUCCACACCGUCAUCAUCGCCGUCUAAGAAGUCAACUAAACAGCAGCAACAACCACAACAUGAACAGCAAUCAACAAUGAUUGAUCGACCACCAACAAUAUCACUGGCGAUGGGUGGCUUAUCGAAGACCUCCUCGUCUUCAUCUGAUGCCCCGAACAACUUUUCAACGAUUCGCACGACGUCCAUCGUCACGCAGCAGCAUCGCCAGCAACUUGAGAACAAGCAAUCGAUCGAGUUGGAUGAAUUGAAGCAAAGAAAUGAGAAAGAGUUUGAAUUACGUCGGACACAGUAUUCCAAAGAACUUGAACUUGACCUUCAGAGACAGAAAGUAACAAAGGUGCUUGAGGUGAAGAAGAGGAAGUACAUCAUACACAUGCAUGAGCAGGAAGUCAAGCAGAUGCAGCAAAUGAGUCUACCGGCAUCGUCACCAAAUCGCGAUGCGGUGGUGAAAGAUAAGAAGGACACAUUCAAACAGCAGCAGCAGAAGAACGAACAGACGUUGCUACAGCAGCAGAGGGAGUUCCUGGCGUUGGAGAUGAGGAGGUUUUAUAGGAGGAAGUUGUUGCAGUUCCAUCUCUUUGAACAAGAACUUUUUCGUGAGCAUACAGGCAAGAGACUGACCCAGAUGGAGUUCUUGCACGAGAUGAUGCUGAGACAAGAUGAAGAUGUGAGAGACCUGCAGAUCAGACAUUUUGAAAAUCUUCAGAAACUCAAGCAGGACUUGAUGGAGCAACAACACCAGGAGGAGCUGAAGAACCAGGAUGAAUACACUGUUAGAGCAGAAAGAGAACUGAAACUACGACACAGUACAGAAUCCCGACAGAUGCCAAAAAACCUGAGGACUCGUGAACAGGAGAUCAGAAAACAGUAUCGAGAUGUCGUCAGAGUGCAAACAAAACAGUACAAACUACUCAAGGAGCAAAUCAUUUAUAAGACGCCAAAGAAUGAACAGAAAGAAGUCCUGAUGAAGUUGAAGGACGAUCGCAUGAGGAGGCUGGCCAUGCUGUCAGAACAGUACCAGCAGAGCAUCAACGAAUACGCCCAACAUCAAAAUGUUCGGAUGGACUCCACUCAGUCAGCUGAAGAGACGGAACUGCGCAAACGACUGAUUGAAGAGGCCGAUCUCUUGAAGGCCUGUCAGAACAAAAUAAUGACGCAAUCUCAGAACCAGGCGAAGAGGGAGAGAAGUGAAUUGGAAGAGAGAGUAUCAGAGAGGAGGGCUAAAUUAGUACACGAAGCAGACGAGGAGUUGGCAGUUUUCGACAGCAAUCGUUCUCGUCAGAUGACAGACCUUUUAAAUCGUCAGGCGAGGGAAGUUGAACAGUUUGAUGAAAAAAGUGGAGAGGAAGGUCUCGAAGCGGCCAACGAACCUGAAGUCAUCAAAGAAGAUGACUACACAGAUGGUAGCAGAGGAAGUACCUUAAGUCUAGCAGCUGCUGCUGCUGCUGUCUCGCCAAUGUCUCUACUUAGGAUGAAGUCUAAACCAUGA
This is a messenger RNA of Helobdella robusta, 2838 nucleotides long. RefSeq lists its product as hypothetical. NCBI's taxonomy places the organism in Eukaryota, Metazoa, Annelida, Clitellata, Rhynchobdellida, Glossiphoniidae. The record is from RefSeq and is a predicted model, not a curated record. Gene Ontology annotation, biological process: protein phosphorylation. Bases 1 to 2838 code for a protein of 945 amino acids. The transcript is spliced from 21 exons. Gene Ontology annotation, molecular function: protein kinase activity; ATP binding.